Homarus americanus (American lobster) is the source of this 753-nucleotide messenger RNA. RefSeq names its product mucin-2-like. Bases 1 to 753 code for a protein of 250 amino acids. NCBI's taxonomy places the organism in Eukaryota, Metazoa, Arthropoda, Malacostraca, Decapoda, Nephropidae. The record is from RefSeq and is a predicted model, not a curated record. The transcript has a single exon.
AUGCUGCUGCUGCCAUCAGCCACUACUGCUGCACCUUGCUCAGCCGCUGCCAUCAGCCACUACCCUACUAGCCUGCAACCGCCCUACUACCGUCAUCAACCUGCUACCACCAUCAGCCACCUGCCACCAUCAGCCACUGCCAUCAUCCAACCACUGCUACCCAUCGCGUCAACACGCUGCUACCCCACAACCAGCCCUACUACCACCAUCAGCCACUGCUGCCAUCAGCCACUUAACCAUCUGGCCCCUUCUCCACUGCUCAUCAGCCACGCUGCACCCAUCGACCUUCUACUACCGCAAGUAACUACUGCCACCAUCAACCUGCUACCACCAUCAACCCUACUACCAUCAGCCACUGCCCUCUACCACCCCAUCAACACUACUGCCACCUCCCGGCCUCACUGCUGCCGUCAUCCACUGCUACCUGCACAAUCUACUGCCACCAUCGACCACUUCUUUCUCCGUCAACCACUACUGCCCACCAUCAGCUUCACUGCUGCAGCCAAUCCACUGCCUCGACCACUGCCGCAUCACCGCUACUGCUGCCAUCAGCCGCUACACUGUCCGCUCACUUCUGCCAUCAACCACUACUGCCAUCACCUUCAGACCACCUUCACUACCAAUCGACCACUGCUGCGUCAUUCGACCACUUUCUUGCUGCCAUCGCCUUCAUCAGCCACUACUACCAUCCCAGCCACACCGUCAACCACUACCACCAUCAGCCACUACUGCUCACCAUCCCAGCCGCCAUAA